AUGAGCAGUGAAAGAGUUGAGUCGUUUCUUCGUCGUCUUCAGGAGACGCAGCGCGAUGCAUACCUCAGGAAACGUGAGGUUUUCGGUGACGCAGAAUCACCGUUCCUGACGGAUUCUGUCGACUGGCAUAAGUAUGUAAAGUGUUUGCGCCAGAAGUACGGCGACGGAUGCUACAAAGCGCUGUGCAUCGUUAAGGAGGCGUUUGACAAAUGUCCUACAAAAGCAGUGUCGAAAUUUCUGGCCGUCGACGGUUCGAUGCACUGCCUGGUAGGAUUGUUGACAACGCCGAUGACGGAGCCGAGGGUGCAGCUGAAGGUGGCUGAGUGUUUGGUUUCGAUGACGCUUGCCGACUCGAACUGCUGCUUGUUGUUAUGCAAAGCGUUCUCGCCUUACCUCGGAGUUUUGAUGAGUUCGAAAGUGCCCGCUUUGGAGUGGAGGCUUCUGACAGCUGCCGGUAACCUGUGCAUGGACGUGGAUGCAAACUGCGUUAGAAUUUUGUGGAAGCAAGGCAUCUUCGUAGCCAUGUCGAAGUUUCUGGAUCGCGACGAUGACUUUCUGAAAGAAUCUGUCCUCUUUGCUUUUCAAGCUCUUGUCCAAAAACAGAUCGAUGAUCUGAACGAACAGCUGGCCGCUGAUCGAGCCCUAAUGUCCCGACUUUACGAUGUAUUCGAUCGCGCAUCGCCAUCCAGCGACCUGUGUCACUUGUCUUCCAUCAUCUUGUUUCGUCUUGCCUAUUGGGAAACCAUGCCACGGGACGCUGAUCGCUCACUGAAGCUAAUUAUGAAGCUCGACCAAGCGCUGCAUUGCGAUCCUUUGCCUGUCAGGGUUGUGAUUCCGGUUGUUCGAAGCAUAUCUAUCGCUUUUGCGAGAAGAACUGAGUGGCCAAGUACCCUAGCUGUGAUGUUCGCCCAGAUCACUUCCAAACUGCUCGGCUCGAAGUUCGUCCCAUUGCGAAGCGAGACAUUGUGGACACUGUGCAACUUUGCGUUUUCUUCUUUGCUUCACUGCGAAGCGUUUUUACCUCAGGUGUCUGAUCUGCUCGUUUCUAUUAUGGAAGUUGUGAACUUGUCUAACUCUUUAGAGGUCGCCGAACUGACCUCAACCAUAAUAACAAAUUUGACGUUGUUUCUUUCUGAACGAAUCACCAAUGAAAAUGCGUAUUUGCUUCUCAGAUGUGCCGCUGAAAACCUGAGCAAUCGAAUGCGAACGUCUUGA
Molecule: messenger RNA, 1215 nt
Organism: Soboliphyme baturini
Lineage: Eukaryota; Metazoa; Nematoda; Enoplea; Dioctophymatida; Soboliphymatidae
Source: the annotation of a GenBank genome assembly